UUGAAAAGAAAGUAGUUUGUGGUUGCCGCCUGUUUCACGUUUUUGUCUCCAAGCUCUAUAACAUUGAUAUAGGUAGACCCUGGUUGAGAGGUAAGGCUCCUCAUCCCCACAAUGGAGUGGACAAGUCCGGUUCUUGCAAUUGCUGCACUUAUCUUCUUCUUCCAAGCCUUCACAUGGAAAAUAAGGGCUAAGAACAAGAGAUUACCUCCUGGUCCGAGAGGCCUUCCGAUUCUCGGAAACCUUUUGAUGAUUGGGACCAAACCGCACCAUGAUCUUCAACGAUUAGCCCGAAAGUAUGGCCCAAUCAUGCACUUACACUUCGGUUUGAUGCCGGUAAUCGUCGUCUCGUCCCCGGAAGCUGCCGAGCUUUUCCUCAAGACACACGAUCUUGUUUUCGCUAGCAGGCCACCUCAUGAGGCUUCCAAGCGUAUUAGUUACAAUCAAAAGGGAGUGGUGUUCUCCCCAUACGGCUCGUACUGGCGCAAUAUGCGCAAGAUGUGCACCUUGGAGUUACUUAGUAACCAAAAAAUUAGUGCAUUCAGGUCCAUGAGGAAGCAAGAACUUGAUCUUUUAGUUCAUCGUAUUCGAGAGGCUGCUUAUGCUGGUGUUGCUGUUGAUCUCAGUUCCAUGAUCACUUCUUUAAGUACCGAUAUCGCUUGUAGAAUGAUCAUUGGAAAGAAAUAUAAUCGUGACGAUUUCAGUGAAAAAGGGUUCGAAGCUACACUCCGAGAAGGUAUGCAAGUAGGAUCUGCGUUUAAUCUAGCGGAUUACAUCCCUCAAAUUAGAGGACUGGAUCUUCAAGGGCAAACAAAGCGCAUGAAAGCAAUUGCCAAGGAUUUCGACGACUUCUUUGAGAAGAUAGUUGAAGAACAUGUUCAAUCUAAAGAGGAAAACAGAACCAAGGACUUCGUUGAUGUCAUGCUGGGAUUCAUGGGAUCUGAAGAAACUGAGUACCGCGUGGAACGAGACACUAUCAAAGCAAUCAUCUUGGACAUGCUUGCAGCUUCAAUGGAUACUUCGGGGGCUACGAUCGAUUGGACAAUGACGGAACUCAUCAGACAUCCACAUGUGACAAAGAAGCUCCAACAGGAAUUCGAAGAUGUUGUAGGCAUGAAGAGGACGGUUGAUGAAUCGGACCUGGAAAAGCUGGAGUAUUUGAACAUAGUUAUGAAAGAAAGCUUCAGGCUACAUCCAAUAGCGCCAUUGCUGGUCCCGCAUGCAGCUAGGGAAGAUUGCACGGUGAACGGCUUUCACAUACCAAAAGGCGCUCGCAUCUUGAUAAAUGCAUGGGCUAUAGGUCGGGACCAAAGGGUUUGGACCGACACCGACAAGUUUAAACCGGAAAGAUUCAUCGGAAGCGACAUCGAUGUUCGAGGACAAAACUUUGAGCUGAUACCAUUUGGUUCUGGUCGUAGAGGUUGCCCUGGAAUGCAAUUGGGUCUCACCAUCGUCCGGCUUGUGGUGGCACAAUUGGUUCAUUGCUUUGAUUGGAAACUUCCGAACAAUAUGCAGACAACUGAGUUGGAUAUGACAGAGGACUUCGGACUUGUUUGUCCUAGAGCCCAGCAUCUUCUAGCUAUACCAACAUGGCGUCUACAUACAUGAAAAUUAACGCCUUUCUAAUUUAACUCAUUUAGUUCUUGAAUUGUACUUGUUUCGAUCGUCUUCACCACUGAGA
Messenger RNA from Hibiscus syriacus, 1678 nucleotides. RefSeq names its product cytochrome P450 71AU50-like. Bases 112 to 1605 code for a protein of 497 amino acids. The transcript is spliced from 3 exons. NCBI's taxonomy places the organism in Eukaryota, Viridiplantae, Streptophyta, Magnoliopsida, Malvales, Malvaceae. Gene Ontology annotation, molecular function: heme binding; iron ion binding; oxidoreductase activity, acting on paired donors, with incorporation or reduction of molecular oxygen. The record is from RefSeq and is a predicted model, not a curated record.